This is a messenger RNA of Tribolium madens (black flour beetle), 556 nucleotides long. It is a transcript of the gene ND-13B, whose product is annotated as NADH dehydrogenase [ubiquinone] 1 alpha subcomplex subunit 5. Bases 137 to 508 code for a protein of 123 amino acids. Lineage: Eukaryota; Metazoa; Arthropoda; Insecta; Coleoptera; Tenebrionidae. Gene Ontology annotation, biological process: respiratory electron transport chain. The transcript has a single exon. The record is from RefSeq and is a predicted model, not a curated record.
AUUCAAUUAUUCAAUUUUUUAAGAGAAAAAGUUUAAAUUUCGAUGUAACUAAUUUAGAGUUGGCAAUACUGUUACUGUUGUUAUAACCUCACAUUUGCCCAAAAAUAUUACGUAAAAGUAAAAACAAGCAAAAAUUAUGUCUGGGGCUUUGAAGCAGACUACGGGGCUUACCGGGCUAGCCGUUGCGAAGAAUCCUCACCACACUUUAGGUGUUUUGUACGGUAAAAUUCUUCGAGCUUUGCAGAAAAUGCCCCAAGAAGCAGCUUAUAGGAAAUACACUGAGGAAAUUAUUAAUGAGAGGGCUCAGGCUCUAAAGCAAAACACAACUGCUGAAGGCAUUGAAAAACAAAUCGGUUGUGGCCAAGUCGAGGAACUUAUAGUUCAAGCUGAAAAUGAAUUAAUUUUGGCUAGAAAAAUGCUAACAUGGAAGCCUUGGGAACCCCUCUUAAAGGAAGCUCCGGCGAAUCAGUGGGCCUGGCCCCCAGCAAAACCACCAAAAACGUGUUAGAAAUUUAUUGUACAAUCUAGAAAAUUAGAAAUAAAUAAAUAAAUUUUA